This is a messenger RNA of Mixia osmundae IAM 14324, 951 nucleotides long. RefSeq lists its product as uncharacterized. Bases 43 to 951 code for a protein of 302 amino acids. The transcript is spliced from 4 exons. Gene Ontology annotation, cellular component: proteasome core complex. NCBI's taxonomy places the organism in Eukaryota, Fungi, Basidiomycota, Mixiomycetes, Mixiales, Mixiaceae. The record is from RefSeq and is a predicted model, not a curated record.
CACCUUCACCUCGAGUUCGCCCCAGACUGUACAAGAGCCAGAAUGGCGGCGCUCAACGACUCCCGCACGAGCUCCGGCUUCGACUUUGGCAACCAUCUGCGCAACGAACACCUGAUGGGCAUGCGCACCAGCCAGGCACAUGCCUCGACAAGCUACAGCGCAGGACCGACCAGUUCACGCGCUGUUCAGCUUCCCAAGAGCACGAGCACAGGCACGACCAUCGUCGGCUGCAUCUUUGACGAUGGCGUCGUGCUCGGUGCAGACACACGCGCUACAGAGGGACCGAUUGUAGCGGACAAGAACUGCGAGAAGAUCCAUUACAUCACUGACAACAUCCGCUGCUGUGGCGCAGGCACAGCAGCAGACACAGAGUUCACGACUGCCAUGAUCUCAUCGAACAUGCAGCUUCACUCGCUCAGCGUCGGGCGACCGGCCCGAGUGGUGACGGCCAUGACGAUGCUCAAGCAGUACCUCUUCCGAUAUCAGGGUCAUGUCGGCGCAGCUCUCGUGCUUGGCGGAUACGACGUGAGCGGACCGCAGCUCUUCACCGUCGCGCCUCACGGAUCAACCGACAAGCUGCCCUAUGUCACCAUGGGCUCAGGAUCACUGGCUGCCAUGGCAGUCUUCGAGUCAAAGUGGACCGCAAAGAUGUCAAGACAGGACGCGAUGGACUUGGUCGCAGAAGCCAUCGAGGCCGGCAUCUUCAACGAUCUGGGUUCCGGGAGCAAUGUCGACGUCUGCAUCAUCGAGAAGGGCAAGACGGAGAUGCUGAGGAAUUGGCGGAAACCGAACGAGCGUGUCCAGAAGGAAAUGUCUUACAAACCAAAGCUAGGCACGACAGUCUGGAAGAAGGAGAUGGUCAAGUCUCUCAUAGUCAAGACAGAAGUAAUUCCUACGCAAAUAGCGCCCGUCACAGGUGCAGCAGGCGACAGCAUGCAGGUUGACGCAUAG